GAAUUUCAAAGUGGCGCUCCACUAAUCAAGCGCCAUAAUUGUGCGAGUUAAUAAAUUCGAGAAAAUAUUUGCUUAGCCAAUGAAAAUAAAUACCAACAAAAAGGAAAACCGCAUGCAAUGUGCAGCAAUUUCGUAGUUCAGUAUCGUGUGAACUGUUGUAGGAGUCGAAUCGCGUGGCCGGCGUGGCGUAUACGUGAUAAUUCGAUAAUAUAAGCUAAGCUCUCUCUCUAGUAGUUUACCUGUACUAUUAUCCUGCGUGGCACUAUGACUUCUCACUCUUCCGCAUAUAUAAAAUUAGCCAUUUUAUUGCUAUAUCUAUUGCUAACGACCCACUGUCGACCACAAGACACGGAGACAAACGGCUCGCCGAUUAAUCCACUGCGUAAUGGUCGUUAUAUACCAGAGUUGCAUGGCGCUGAUCGUGGCAAAUAUAUACCCGACGAAAGCGGUAAAUAUCAUCAUGUUAAGGUGCCCUAUAACGGUGGUUAUGGGGAUCGUGGCCAAAGUUAUGUUCACGAUGCUCGUGGGCUGCCGCUACCACGGUUCGGCACGCUCAAUGGCUUCCAACUGGGACCGAAGGAUCAUUUGCGCUUCUCUGUAGAUUUCAAUUUCGACGGCAGCGGUUGGCAAAUCGUGCAGUUCGAGUGGAUAAAUGAUGAUGACAUCACAAAGCAUUACGAUUACAAGUAUGAAAAUCAACUAUGGCCAUCGGAUUAUGAUGUGAAUGCUGAUGUGGAAUCGACUGCGACAGAAGAGCCAGCGGAAGGAGAUACUACUAAUGUGCACGUCUCGGGCGAGUACCAAGAUGAUAUCUAUAAUGUGAAAUAUACGAAUGACAAUGAGCAAAAUGCUCCGAGUCAAUUCAACAUUCAAGAGACUAUAAGUGAUGUACUCGAUUACAUUCAGACAAAUGUGCUACCAACUCUUACGUAAAAGGCGGCGUGGUCUGGUCAAAGAAAAACUAUUUUCCUACUACUAAUUUUAUAUUACUCUGGCAAUAUAUAUCUCAUAUCUUGGCCGUGAAAAACUUGAA
Messenger RNA from Bactrocera latifrons, 1033 nucleotides. RefSeq lists its product as uncharacterized. The transcript has 3 exons. The record is from RefSeq and is a predicted model, not a curated record. The coding region runs from base 265 to 933 and encodes 222 amino acids. NCBI's taxonomy places the organism in Eukaryota, Metazoa, Arthropoda, Insecta, Diptera, Tephritidae.